Molecule: messenger RNA, 2187 nt
Organism: Penicillium lagena
Lineage: Eukaryota; Fungi; Ascomycota; Eurotiomycetes; Eurotiales; Aspergillaceae
Gene: nimA
Product: serine/threonine protein kinase nimA
Exons: 3
Coding region: 1-2187 (728 amino acids)
Biological process (GO): chromosome segregation; protein phosphorylation
Cellular component (GO): centrosome; nucleus; cytoplasm
Molecular function (GO): ATP binding; protein kinase activity
Source: RefSeq, a predicted model, not a curated record
AUGGCGAUUGCUUUGGCUGAAGCGGACAAGUAUGACAUCUUGGAGAAGAUUGGAUGUGGCUCCUUCGGCAUCAUUCGCAAAGUCAAGCGGAAAUCCGAUGGAUUCAUAUUAUGCCGCAAGGAGAUCAACUACAUCAAAAUGUCCCAGAAGGAACGGGAACAGCUCACGGCCGAGUUCAACAUCCUGAGCUCCCUUCGACACCCCAACAUCGUCGCAUACUACCACCGGGAACACCUCAAGGCCAGUCAGGAUCUGUACCUGUACAUGGAAUACUGUGGUGGGGGAGACCUGGGAAUGGUUAUCAAGAACCUGAAGAAGACAAACAAGUACGCCGAGGAGGAAUUCGUCUGGCGUAUUCUCUCCCAGCUCGUCACGGCCCUGUUCCGGUGCCACUAUGGUGCCGACCCGGCCGAUGUGGGAUCAAACAUCCUUGGGCCCGCCUCCAAGCCUGCUGGACUCAAGGGCAAGCAGGGCCAGGUGACGAUCCUGCACCGCGACCUCAAGCCCGAGAAUAUCUUCCUGGGCAGCGAUAGCACGGUCAAGCUGGGCGACUUUGGGCUGUCUAAACAGAUGCAAUCACACGACUUCGCGUCAACGUACGUGGGCACGCCAUUCUACAUGUCGCCGGAGAUCUGUGCCGCCGAGAAAUACACCCUACGUUCUGACAUUUGGGCGGUCGGUUGUAUCAUGUAUGAGCUGUGCCAGAAGGAGCCGCCAUUCAAUGCCCGGACACACAUCCAACUCGUCCAAAAGAUCCGCGACGGGAAAUUUGAUCCCCUUCCUGAAAUCUACUCGCCGGAGCUCAAGAACGUUAUAGGAAGCUGUCUGCGGGUUAACCCAGACCAUCGUCCUGACACUGCUGCUCUGAUCAAUCUCCCCAUAAUCCGUCUAAUGCGCAAAGAGAAAGAGGUGGUUGAUCUUGGAAAGACCCUACGCAAGCGCGAGGAAGUGGCUGUCCAGAAAGUCCGGGAGAUGGAACAAAACCUCGCCAAAAUGGAGAAGGAGAAGCAGCAGCUCAAGGCCGACAUCGAGAACACUGUCCGCCGAGAAUGGGAGGUCAAGGCCCGGCUGGAGAUCGACCGGCAAGUACAGGACGAACUGGACCGACUCCGAAAGAAGUUUGAGUCUGAGGUUCAAGAGCGAGUCGCAAUUGAGGUAGAGAAACACAAGAGCAACGGCAAUGCCCCUCCCCCUGUACGAGACGAUAGCUUCCGCACGAGCAGACAAGGCUGGCGAUCAUCUCGAAGCAGUGGUCAAGGCUCCCGGUCCUCUAGCAGCAUGACCGAAGAGUCGGAUGCCCCGUCGAGCAUCGACCUCAGCCAGGUCUCCCUCGAGUCGCCCACUUCACAGACCAGGAAACCCCCAAAGCGGGAGGCACGCACACCAUUCUGCCGGUCGAAGACGGUGGUCGAGUCACCGAUGGAUGUCCAGAUGGGCGAGCCCUCUCCCAUCUCCAUCGCUUCGCUUUCCCUAUCACCGCGUCGCACCUCUGCUGCCGGAGGCGGCCGCAACAUCUUCGCCGAGGGCGAGCAAAAGAAAGCCAAAUGGGAGCCCACACUGGCGUAUUCCGACGACGAAGAUGACACACCCGAUCUACCCUCGCCCACACGGCCCAAGGUGAAGCCUGACCCCUUCAAAGCGCCUCCACGCCCCCUCCUGCGCCAAAACACCGCGACCUUCAUGCAGAAACUGAGCACCCAGCCACCUCUCUUCCCAUCGAACGGCUCUCGUCUUCCUCAAGUGUCGCCUUCCGGCCCCGCUCCCCCUUCGCAGCCGGAAUCCCGAAACGCCGCGAGCGAGAGCAGGGGCAGGUCGCCUCAUCGGCGCCUCUCCAAGAUCCCAUCCUCUUCCAACCUGGCUGCCGACGCCGGAUCUGGGUCUCCCACUCGCAGGAGCGCCUCGAAGCCUUCUUCCAAGACAGCAACCGGCGGAGGUGAGGAGAUGUUCAAGGCUGUCAUGCAGCGGAACAUGGGGGGUCGCACUCUCGUGGAACUCGCACAGGCACGAGCCGGGGGUCGUCCAGUGGAUGAUUUCAAGCGCUGUGCCAGCGACUCUAAAGCUACUGGCUCCUGCUCGAGUUUGAAAUCAUUAGACCGUGAACCACCUGCUGUCUGGGAUCCCGAGCGCGACGAGAUGCCCAGCCCCUUCCUGGCUCGCGGGAAGAAGGUCAUUCGCAAUCUGCGGUGA